AUGUGGUCUAUGGCAGACGGUGCGAGUGUUCCUGUAAACGCAUUGAGGAAUGCAUUGCUCAUCUGUGCCAUGUCCCUGGACGCCCUGUGCCUGGAAACUGCGGUAGAGUCAGCUACUCUUAUGACUCCAUUGUUUCGUGGUGCCACGACUUUCUACAACGUCGCUGAGGGCGCUCAGCCUAUCCUCGACACCUGCAGCCCUGGUGGCUUAUAUGUUAUGGCCAGGACUUCCAAGAUGAUAAGUGGAAUUUUAUUGUGA
Messenger RNA from Nannizzia gypsea CBS 118893, 258 nucleotides. RefSeq lists its product as hypothetical. The record is from RefSeq and is a predicted model, not a curated record. The transcript has 2 exons. The coding region runs from base 1 to 258 and encodes 85 amino acids. Lineage: Eukaryota; Fungi; Ascomycota; Eurotiomycetes; Onygenales; Arthrodermataceae.